This is a messenger RNA of Trichoplax adhaerens, 2383 nucleotides long. RefSeq lists its product as hypothetical. Gene Ontology annotation, molecular function: protein binding. NCBI's taxonomy places the organism in Eukaryota, Metazoa, Placozoa, Uniplacotomia, Trichoplacea, Trichoplacidae. The record is from RefSeq and is a predicted model, not a curated record. Bases 1 to 2157 code for a protein of 718 amino acids. The transcript has 13 exons.
AUGCUCUGUAGUAUAAAAUAUUUACUAUCAGUAACCUCUGCCAGACUUUUUUCCAAGUUGGCUAAACGACAGGACUACCAAGAUGAAGACCUGGAUCAUUGUCGCCCUUUCCUUGGCCACCAUAUGUGUCGGCCCCACAAGUGCUGCAUGGUAUUUUACAAGAGUAGUUCUAUUCCAAAUCCUCUAACUCUUUCCACCAUAGGGUUCAUUAAACUUGAAAAGUUAAGUGUUAAUACGAAUGAAGAUGCUAGGGUGAAACCAGCUGUAGAACGUAUCUUAGUGGGCGAAGAUAUAACUUUUACUUGCACAAUCUAUCAAAAAGGACCUCCUGGUAAAUUCUUGUAUUGGCAAACGCCUAAUGGAACUCAUCUGCCCGAUUCGGAUCCGCAUACUGUUGUGACAAAUAAUGGCACAGAAUUGCGUAUUGUCAACGCCACUUUAUCCGAUGCAGGCACCUAUAACUGUGUUUAUUUAGACGAAAAUUCUCUUCAAAAAGAACCUGCCGUUCUCUAUGUUUCCGGAAAGUUAAAGGCGAUUGCUCCUACAACCCAAUACCUCAUUAUUGGUCGUCCUGGAUACUUAGUAUGUCAUGGAGAAGGAAAAGGAAUAUCCGCAGUAAGAUAUCGAUGGAAAUUUAAUCACCAUGAAAUUUUGGGGGUAGAUCCAAACAGGGAUGUAGCUAAGAAUGGUAACUUAGUAUUUAAAAAUGUCACUGAAAAAGAUGCAGGGAAUUAUACGUGCAUUGUCAAGACAACUCUUCAAGAGGAUAGAAAAACUAUCCAGGCUACAACACUGAAUAUUUCAGAUUUACCAAAGCCACCAAGUGAAUGUAAAUUGGAUGCCAAAUUCUCUCAUAUUAAUGUCUGUUUCACUAUUCCUGAGUCUGAGAAAGCGACUGCAACAAAGUACAAGAUCAUGUACUGGCCCACCGGUGCUCCUAUGAAUGUGACAACAAAAAUUAUUGAAAGCUCCAAAUAUAAAUGUCCAGUGGAUAUUUCCGGUUUAGUGGACGAUACUAGCUAUGAUUUCAGAUUUGCGGUAUCCAAUAAUAUUGCUUACGGUGCAGAAUCUAAAGUCUUUACUGCUAAAACAAAUCGAGCAAAAUGUCCAAGAGUACCUACAGAAGUUAAAUUCGAUGUCUACUAUACUCAUGUUGUUGCAUCUUGGAUGCCACCUGACUUUGAUGGUGGAGCGCCCGUUGAUGACUAUCGCGUAGAUUAUCGCAAAAAUGAUACUGAUAUGGUCUUCGUGAUGAAAACAGGAAAGAAAUCACCAAUCACCAUUACAGGUCUUGAAGAUAAUACUGAAUACGAAUUCAAAGUUGCCGCACACAAUCGACGAUGUUGGGGACCUUCUUAUGAAGCCAUCGAAAUGACUCUUCGUUUAGCUGAACCUAGUAUGCCAACAGAGCUCUUCCUUAGAAGUACUGAUCAUUCGAUUACCGUUUCAUGGAAACCACCUACCAAUGAUCAUGGACGUAAAGUCACUGAAUAUCGUUUAGAAUAUCGAAUGGUUGGCGAUGCGAACUGGAUUACCAUCGAUAAUGCCACUACCCCAUAUACUCUAAGCCAAUUAACCUACAAUAAGGAAUAUCAGAUUCAAGUCUCUGCUAAGAAUCAAAUCGGUUGGGGAAAGCCAAAGAAAUCACAAACUAAAACCAUUGUUAUAAAUCCACCCACAGCACCUCGCAAUAUUUCUAUCGAAAAUAUCAAGUAUGAUUCUAUGACGGUUUCUUGGAUGGCACCAAUCAGUGAUAACGGUGCGCCCAUUACUGCUUAUAAGGUUGAAUAUCAAAUUCGUGCAGGCAAAGUUGUAUCGAAAAAUUGGUUUUCCACGCAAACUAAAGCAGAUGUCAUGAGCGCAUCAGUUACCAAACUUAAUGGAUCGACAAGCUAUAACGUUCGUGUUGGUGCCAUAAAUACUGCGGGUAUCACUUAUAGCAGCCCUUUAAAAACAGUGAAAACAGCUGCAGCUCCUAUGGCACCUUUCACUUUGGCUAUCAUUAUCAUCCUCUCCAUUGUUGGUGCUUUAAUCGUGGCUGAUAUUAUUCUCUACUUCGCUCUUGAUACUGGUGUUACUAAGAAAGUUGUUGAAAAAGUUCAAAAUAAAUCAGGCUGUAUUGCUUUGGUAGAAAUUCUAGCUUGCGGAUUAUCUUAAAAAUAUUAACAGUAAUUCACCUUGAGUACGUCUAUAAUAUCGUUAAUAAAUUACGGUAAGGCGGGAUUAAAUGUUAUUUCUUACUCGCAUAAUAUUAUUUUAAAAAAGAUUAUAGCUAGGCAGAUAGAAAUAAAACUAUGUCAAUUCAACUGCAAGUUGUUUUGCUAUAAGCUACCGCUAUUUUUUCGUGUUGCAAUUGAUGUUAUGAGUUUAGGCGGAUUGUAGA